AACUCGAGAGAGAAGUGACAGGUAGGAAGACCGUUGUGUAGCUACCAGACCAGACAGACUCAGAUAGACAAAAAUGUCAAACUCAUGAAAGAAAAUGGUUCAUAGUAAAGUCGACAGUUUGUGAGAGAGACAGUUAUAAAAGUGUUGAUGGGAAGUUGCCAGAGAAAUGCAUAUUAGUUUGAGAAUACACUUUACAACUUCGAUGUGGAUCAUUUCAUAUUUAAGGUCACAAUGAGUGGACAGCAAACUUUUUAAAACUUAAAAUUGUCAUAACAAAAAGGAAUUUCUAGCACAUAUAAAAUACGUGGGGCAGUGUCAGAACGAUUUGUCAACGGAAGGCGCUUGUCAUUGGAGGAUGAUCACUAAAUUAGAUCAGAAUACAUCACAGAAGGAAGUUGAGGAUGUGUUCAACGGGUCGAGACAUAAUAAUCCCCUAAUCACAGACACUUUCUAUCCUCUUCAAAUGAAAUAGCCUACAAUCUCAGUUCAUCAUGCACAGAAGGAGGAUGCUUCGGGCACUCCCUGUUUUUAUAUUUAUGUUCUUCAUCGUUUUAAUCGUGGACUUUCAACUAAGGACGCGGAAUCUCCACAAACUCAAUUAUAUUCACAAUCCGUUCGGGGGAGACUUACUGCGCUCGAUUCAAGAGGCGCCUCUCUCCCCGGCAAAGGAGCCACCAAAGCCGGCCAAGUUUCCUCGACAACCCGCCGCUGUCUCUACUAUUAACCAGACUGUUGGUGGCUUACAAGCUGAGAUACAGAGAAGGAGAGACAAGUUGAGGGCUUUGGAACAGAGAAGGGUUGUCGUCACUCCAUCCCUGUUGAGGUUAACGGACAUCUUCCUCGCGGUGAAGAGCACCGGGAGGUUCCACGGCACGCGCCUCUCUCUUCUCCUCGAGACGUGGAUCUCCAAGACCAAGGAGCACACGUUCAUCUUUACAGACACAGAGGAUGAAGACAUCAACUCCAGAGGUUACAAUUUGAUUGUGACAGAUUGUCCGUCGGACCACAGUCACCAGGCUCUGUCCUGUAAGAUGUCUGCUGAAUAUGACCACUUCAUGGCCUCCGAUAAGAAGUGGCUGUGUCAUGUUGACGAUGAUAACUACGUGAAUCCUGGAGCUCUUCUCUCCCUGCUCUCAGCCUUCCCCCAAGAGGGUGAUGUCUACGUGGGCAAGCCCAGCCUCGACCACCCCAUUCAUACCCAUGAACUACUGGAGGGCAACAAGACAAAAGAAGUGCAGUUCUGGUUUGCCACGGGAGGAGCAGGCUUCUGUCUGAGUCGCAGACUAGCUGAGAAGAUGGCUCCAUGGGCUAGUGGUCCCAGGUUUGAGCAGACGUCAGCAGUGAUCCGUCUGCCAGAUGACUGUACAGUAGGCUUCAUCGUAGAGAGAAGACUGGGGAUAUCCAUGGUCCACAGUUCAAUGUUCCACUCUCACCUGGAGAACCUGCUACUGCUGACGCCCAGCAAUAUACCUCUACAGGUGACUCUUAGUUAUGGGCUGUUUGAGAACAAGAUGAACAGUGUGGAGCUGAAUAGACUCUUCUCCAAGGAGGAUGAUCCCUCCAGGUUUAAGACGGUCCACUGUCUACUCUAUCCACUGACCAGCUGGUGCCCUUAAAGACUCCAACUCCCAGCAGCACCUGUGCCUCCUGAGACUUUCCGAAACGGUGUCAGCACUUCCUGGAUUCUCUGGGUGCGUCUCAAUAAUCUCUCUUUUCUCCUGAAGUGUACACUCGUUUACUACUUCCAACAAAUCUGAAAGUGAUGGGUUGGUCGAGGUAUGGGCUAGUGGGAGUUUCACCCUUACGUCUUACCCCAGUCAUUUACUUGGAAAUCAGUGUACAAACUUUGGGAGCAAGGAGAGAUAAUUGGGACACAGCCCUGGUUUUACAUGGAAAUAACAGGGACUACAACACUAGUCUGGUGCAGAAUGCAUCGUGCACUUCCUGUAACCUAUCUACUUAUUCUAGGAGUUCUAUGAGCCCUCCAGAGACCUUAACAAGACAGCACUUGCAUCAUUUAUUUGCAGGUGUGUAUAUUUGUUGAACAGAGACCAAAAUAAAUAUGAAUAUACUUUUGUUUAUAGAUUUGUAUAACUUCUUAUGAUGAAC
Messenger RNA from Salvelinus namaycush (lake trout), 2109 nucleotides. RefSeq names its product MFNG O-fucosylpeptide 3-beta-N-acetylglucosaminyltransferase (gene mfng). Gene Ontology annotation, biological process: regulation of Notch signaling pathway. The record is from RefSeq and is a predicted model, not a curated record. Gene Ontology annotation, cellular component: membrane. The transcript is spliced from 8 exons. Lineage: Eukaryota; Metazoa; Chordata; Actinopteri; Salmoniformes; Salmonidae. The coding region runs from base 492 to 1616 and encodes 374 amino acids. Gene Ontology annotation, molecular function: O-fucosylpeptide 3-beta-N-acetylglucosaminyltransferase activity.